Molecule: messenger RNA, 951 nt
Organism: Capronia epimyces CBS 606.96
Lineage: Eukaryota; Fungi; Ascomycota; Eurotiomycetes; Chaetothyriales; Herpotrichiellaceae
Product: alpha 1,3-glucosidase
Exons: 1
Coding region: 1-951 (316 amino acids)
Source: RefSeq, a predicted model, not a curated record
AUGUCCGCUCGCGAAGUCCGCAUAGGCUACGUGCCGGAACACUACCUUCUCCCUCUGCACUUCUGCAACAAACACAACCUCUUUCCCUCCUCAAUACGCGUGAGGUUGAUACCUUUCCCAUCCGGCACGGGGCACAUGAUCACAUCUCUACGCUCCAACGAGAUCGACCUAGCAAUCGGGUUGACAGAAGGAUGGGUCGCUGGGCUCUUGAAUCCGGGCACGUACACUCAAUCGGCAGAAGAGAAAGGAUACUCAAUAGUCGGAUCGUGGGUGUCUACGCCACUGCGGUGGGCGAUUGUCACUGGCCGCAACCGACCUGACAUCAACUCCGUCGACGACCUCAAAAACCAUCGUCGCGUGGGUGUCAGCCGGAUAGGAAGUGGAAGUCAUGUCAUGGCCUUCGUGCUCGCGCAGCAAGAAGGCUGGCUGGAUCAGGCAGGGGUCUCCAAGUCGGAAGGGUUGGCGAUCGUGCCACUGGGUCCGUUCAAAGAUCUCCGCGACGGCGUGACAAACUCGUCGGCGGACUUCUUCAUGUGGGAACAAUUCACGACCAAGCCAUAUUUCGAUGGAGAAGACACGCCCCUCAAAAAGAUUGGCGAGAUCUACACGCCCUGGCCGAGCUGGCAUAUUGCCGCGUCCCUAUCUACUUUCCCCAACCCUGCCAGUGAUGAUACGCUAAAGCAGAUCUUUGAAUCGCUGGAUCUCGGAAUCAAAGCCUUCAAUGCGGAUCCAGAUGCCGGCAUCCGCAUGCUCGGUACCGGGGAGGCAGGAUGCCACUAUUCUGAGGAAGAUGGGAGAGAGUGGCUGAAGGAUGUGCGAUUCGUGCAGGGUACGAGAGGUGUCGACCCUGCUGUGAUGAGCGGAGUGGUGGAUGUGUUGAAGACAGCCGGAGUCAUUGGUGGCGAAGUCGUCGUCAAAGAUGGGGACGGAGUCGUGGGUAUCGCGAGGUAG